UUCAGUUUAAAAUACUUUAAUUUCUCAUUUGAUGUCUCCCUUGACCCAUGGGUAAUUAAAAAGUGUCUAUUCAGUUUCCAAACACCAAAGUCAAUUUGGAAGUUAGGUUUCUUUUUCAUUGUCCUGGCCCGGUGUUGUUCUCUAAUGUUUAUACAAGAAACUUUCAUCUCUCUUCUGUUACUUUGCUUCGGAAGGAGCGUGGAUAUUUAUUUUCCCUCAUAUUUGAGGAGAGUCAGCUUCCAGGGGCAGAUUCCUACCUUUGAUUUACCUUUACCUGAAGACUAUAUAUGGGAUGGUCCUGGCAUUCAAGGCUUCCCACAACCUGGACUAAAUGCAACUUUCCAGUGCCGGCAAAUGUGUGUUCAUUAUAAGCAUCAGCACAGCUAGACUAUUUUCCAUUUCCCAGACUUGUUUGAUUCUGUUCAUUUUGGUCUCUAUGAGAGAUGCUGUCUCCCUCAACCCCUCCUGGAAACCAUUAUCAGAAACACAGUUUAAAUGUUCCCUGUUCCAUGAAGUCUUUCUGGUCACUCAGUGUUUUCUCUUCCUAAAAUCUAUGCAACUUUUUUUUUUUAACACCCUCUCUUAUUGCCUUUAUAAUAUUAAGGUCAUUUACUUUCUUAUUCCCCUUACUAAAAAUCUAACCCCUUCCCUCCAAGCAAGCUAAGCCAUGUCCCACAUUGGACACUCCAUACACAUCCCCUGAAACAAACUAAUUGUGAUUUGAUUUUCUUUCCUCAAUGUGCCUGAUUACUAUCUUAGACUUUGCCAUGAUGGGAACAUUUGGAGGCAGGAAAAGAAUAUAGAAUGGGAGAGACUUUGGGGGGAUAUUGGGAGUCUCUGGGUCUUGAUGAUCUCACAGAGAUAAGCCGACUGAGGGGAAAGGGACAUAAACCACAGAAUGCGGGCCACUUGGAGAAGACCUCGUUUUCUCUGUAUUCUAGGACCCUGCAGUGAGGGGGAAGCUUCCUGUGUGGGUGAAGGCCUCUUUCAUGAGCUCAUUAACUCUUUAUGAGAGACAAAAUCACUGACUAAUAGAGUGAUUGUAUGAGAAUCAAUAUAAAUAUUAAUGAGGAAAAUGCCUAUUUUCUUGCACCAACACCCACUACAAGCCUAUAUAAGUUCUGGAGGAGAAGGAAGGCUUCAUCUUCAAGCAAAUUCAACUGCGGGCAAAGCACGAGCCUGGCCUGUACACCAUGACUUCUACUCAUUGUGAUUCUCUCCUCAGUGGACAGGUUUCAGAGCCCACGGCUGCCUCCCUGUGCCUGUCCGCCACCCUGGCACAUGCCAACCGGGUGCGUGUGGGGGCAACGCCUCUGGGCCGACCCAGCCUCUGUGUGCCCUACAGCUGUCAAACCGCUUGCCCCUUGCCAGGGACCCGCGACAUUCCCGGCAACGUCGGAGUGUGUGAGAACUAUGGGGAAGGCGCCCCGAUUGGCCACGAGAAGGUGACCAUGCAGUUCCUGAACGACCGCCUGGCCAACUACCUGGAGAAGGUACGCCAGCUGGAGCGGGAGAACGCGGAGCUGGAGACCAAGAUCCGAGAGUCGAGCAAAUGCCACGAGUCCAGCGUGUGUCCAGACUACCAGUCGUACUUCCAGACCAUCGAGGAGCUCCAGCAGAAGAUCCUGUGCAUCAAAUCUGAGAACAACAGGCUGGUUGUGCAAAUAGACAACGCCAAGCUGGCUGCAGAUGACUUCAGGACCAAGUACCAGACGGAGCACUCCCUCCGCCAGCUGGGGGAGGCCGACGUCUGCGGCCUGCGCAGGGCCCUGGACGACCUCACACUCGCCAAGUGUGACCUGGAGGCGCAGCUGGAGUCCCUGAAGGAGGAGCUGCUCUGCCUGAAGAAGAACCACGAACAGGAAGUCCACAUCCUGAGGGGCCAGCUGGGGGACAAGCUCCAGAUUAAGCUGGACGCGGAGCCCACCGUGGACCUGAGCAGGGUGCUGGACGAGAUGCGGUGCCACUACGAGGCCAUGAUGCAGACCGGCCGCAACGACGUGGAGCAGUGGUUCCGAGAUCAGUGCGAGAGCAUCAGCAAGCAGGACAUGUCCUGCUCCGAGGAGCUGCAGUGCUGCCAGUCGGAGAUCCUGGAGCUGAGGCGCACGGUGAACGCCCUGGAGGUGGAGCUUCAGGCCCAGCACACGCUGAAGGACUGUCUGCAGAACUCCCUGUGUGAGUCGGAUGCACGCUUCGGCACCGAGCUGGCCCAGAUGCAGAUCCUGAUCCGCGACGUGGAGGAGCAGCUGUCUGAGAUCCGGGCUGACCUGGAGCGGCAGAACCAGGAGUACCAGGUGCUGCUGGACGUCAAGGCCCGGCUGGAGGGCGAGAUCAACACGUACCGGAGACUUCUGGAGAGCGAGGAUCGCAAGCUGCCUUGCAACCCUUGUGCAACCCCGGCCUCCAGGACGCCCUGCCCGGCCCCUGUGGCCUCUGGGCCCUGCUCUCCCCGCCUUUCCGGGCCUCCUCCUCCUCGGGCCUCCUGUGCCUCCCGCUCAUCGUCUCGAUGCUGACGUUCCCCUCAGCUUGAGGGAUCGGGGGAUGGGGAAUGUCUGCAGCCCCGCCGGCCCCCUUCUGCGGGCCUGCCCCCUCCCCCAGCCCCUACCCUCCCGGGUCUUGCCCCCUCAGCCUGGCCCGGCUGCAGACUGACGACGCCAGGCAGCGCUUCUCUGCUGAUGGGCUGUCCGGUCCGGCGGCUCAGCCCUCGCCCCUGGAUUUGUGCUUCCUCUCUCCUCUCUUCUGUGGCCUCACAGUCUGAGAUGUGGUAGGGAAACUUUUUGCUAAUAAACUUCAGUUCCGCAGCAUGAAGAGCCCAGGGCCUGUGGCCAAGGUCUCCAUGCCGUGCCAA
Messenger RNA from Felis catus (domestic cat), 2848 nucleotides. It is a transcript of the gene KRT41, whose product is annotated as keratin, type I cuticular Ha8-like. Gene Ontology annotation, molecular function: structural molecule activity. The coding region runs from base 1194 to 2513 and encodes 439 amino acids. The transcript has 7 exons. The record is from RefSeq and is a predicted model, not a curated record. Lineage: Eukaryota; Metazoa; Chordata; Mammalia; Carnivora; Felidae.